Messenger RNA from Suncus etruscus (white-toothed pygmy shrew), 4895 nucleotides. It is a transcript of the gene RALGAPB, whose product is annotated as Ral GTPase activating protein non-catalytic subunit beta. Lineage: Eukaryota; Metazoa; Chordata; Mammalia; Eulipotyphla; Soricidae. Gene Ontology annotation, biological process: activation of GTPase activity; regulation of small GTPase mediated signal transduction. Gene Ontology annotation, molecular function: GTPase activator activity. The record is from RefSeq and is a predicted model, not a curated record. Bases 291 to 4790 code for a protein of 1499 amino acids. The transcript is spliced from 31 exons.
CUUACUUGACGCUGCCGUCCCUGGCAGUCGGAAGUUCCUGGAGCUGCGAGAGCCCAGCCGGCCGGCCGACCCACCGACCGGCCUUCGUCGUCCCCGGCGCCCCUCGAAGAGUCGCUGACGGGGCGGACACUUCCGAGCGCCCGAGGAGACACCCUGUGCGGCAGCAGCGAAAGCGCCGGCUCUAUGGCGCGGCUCGCGUGAGGCGGGAGGCCGAGUGGCGGCACCCGCCCCAGCGAUGCGGGCCCCGCCCGUCGCCUCAGAUGCCAUUUGGAUAGUUCUUCAGUGACACGAUGUACUCUGAGUGGAGGUCGCUGCACUUGGUGAUUCAGAAUGACCAGGGCCACACCAGUGUGUUGCAUAGCUAUCCAGAGGAUGUUGGGCGAGAGGUGGCAAAUGCAGUGGUCCAUCCUCUUGGGCAGGCCUUAGUGGUUGGUAGUGAGAGUGUAUUAAAAACUGACAAAGAAGUGAAAUGGACCAUGGAAGUUAUUUGCUAUGGACUGACCCUUCCAUUGGAUGGAGAGACUGUAAAAUAUUGUGUUGAUGUAUAUACAGACUGGAUUAUGGCUUUAGUGCUGCCGAAAGAUUCUAUUCCUUUGCCAAUUAUUAAGGAGCCUAAUCUAUAUGUUCAAAAUAUAUUAAAACACUUGCAAAAUCUUUUUGUACCAAGACAGGAACAGGGCUCCAGUCAGAUUCGACUAUGCUUACAGGUCCUGAGAGCCAUUCAGAAAUUGGCCCGUGAGUCAUCCAUCAUGGCACGAGAAACUUGGGAAGUUUUACUGUUGUUUCUUCUGCAGAUUAAUGACAUCCUUUUAGCUCCACCAACUGUCCAAGGUGGCAUAGCUGAGAACCUAGCAGAAAAGUUGAUUGGUGUUCUCUUUGAGGUAUGGUUACUAGCAUGUACUCGGUGCUUCCCAACACCUCCUUACUGGAAAACAGCCAAGGAGAUGGUAGCUAACUGGAGGCACCACCCAGCAGUGGUGGAGCAGUGGAGCAAGGUCAUCUGUGCAUUGACUUCAAGGUUGCUACGCUUUACAUAUGGUCCUUCAUUUCCUCCAUUUAAAGUUCCUGAUGAAGAUGCCAGUUUAAUUCCCCCAGAAAUGGAUAAUGAGUGUGUUGCACAAACAUGGUUUCGCUUUUUACAUAUGUUAAGUAAUCCCGUGGAUUUGAGUAAUCCAGCUAUUAUAAGCUCUACUCCCAAAUUUCAGGAACAGUUUUUGAAUGUGAGUGGAAUUCCUCAAGAAUUGAAUCAGUAUCCCUGCCUUAAACAUCUGCCUCAAAUAUUUUUUCGUGCCAUGCGUGGAAUCAGCUGUCUGGUGGAUGCAUUUUUAGGCAUUUCUAGACCCCGAUCAGAUAGUGCUCCUCCAACGCCUGUGAAUAGAUUAAGUAUGCCUCAAAGUACUGCUGUCAAUACAACCCCACCACAUAACCGCAGGCACCGGGCUGUUACUGUGAAUAAAGCCACUAUGAAGACGAGCACAGUUAGCACUGCUCAUGCCUCAAAAGUUCAGUAUCAGACAUCCUCCACCUCUCCUCUGUCAAGUCCAAACCAGACUAGUUCAGAACCUCGGCCACUACCUGCCCCUCGGAGACCAAAGGUUAACAGUAUCUUGAAUCUCUUUGGAUCAUGGUUAUUUGAUGCAGCGUUUGUUCACUGUAAACUUCAUAAUGGGAUAAACAGAGACAGCAGCAUGACUGCAUCUUUUAUCCAAAUUCUUCUUUCUUAUAAAUCUUCCAUCACAACACAAGCUAGCAUGGAGUUUCGACGGAAAGGGUCACAAAUGUCCACAGACACCAUGGUUUCCAAUCCUAUGUUUGAUGCAAGUGAAUUUCCUGAUAACUAUGAAGCAGGAAGAGCUGAGGCUUGUGGGACACUGUGUAGGAUUUUUUGUAGCAAGAAGACUGGAGAAGAGAUUCUGCCAGCUUAUUUAUCCAGAUUUUACAUGCUUUUAAUUCAAGGUUUGCAGAUAAAUGAUUAUAUAUGCCAUCCUGUCUUGGCCAGCGUUAUUCUAAACUCUCCUCCUUUGUUCUGCUGUGACUUGAAAGGGAUCGAUGUUGUGGUUCCUUACUUUAUUUCAGCUCUUGAAACCAUUUUGCCUGACAGAGAACUCUCAAAAUUCAAAAGCUAUGUAAAUCCAACAGAAUUGAGAAGAUCUUCCAUUAAUAUCCUACUUUCUUUGUUGCCCCUCCCUCAUCACUUUGGCACAGUUAAAUCUGAGGUGGUCUUGGAAGGAAAGUUUAGUAAUGAUGACAGCUCUUCACAUGAUAAACCAAUAACGUUUUUGUCCUUGAAGUUGAGACUUGUGAAUAUACUAAUAGGUGCCUUGCAAACAGAAACAGACCCUCAUAACACUCAAAUGAUACUAGGGGCAAUGUUAAAUAUUGUUCAAGAUUCAGCACUUUUAGAAGCCAUUGGUUGCCAAAUGGAGAUGGGUGGUGGUGAAAAUAAUCCGAAGAGUCAUAGUCGUACGAAUAGUGGGAUUAGUUCUACAAGUGGUGGAAGCACAGAGCCUACAACUCCUGAUAGUGAAAGACCUGCUCAGGCUCUCCUAAGGGAUUAUGAUUCAGCUGCUGGAUUGCUGAUUCGAAGCAUUCAUCUUGUUACCCAAAGACUCAACUCCCAGUGGCGGCAAGACAUGAGCAUAUCGCUGGCAGCUCUAGAACUACUCUCUGGCCUGGCAAAGGUAAAGGUCUUGGUUGACUCAGGAGACCGGAAGCGAGCCAUUAGUUCUGUGUGUAGCUACAUUGUGUACCAGUGUAGCCGGCCUGCACCUCUUCACUCCCGGGAUCUACAUUCCAUGAUAGUGGCAGCUUUUCAGUGUCUCUGUGUCUGGCUGACAGAACAUCCUGAUAUGCUUGAUGAAAAGGACUGUCUUAAGGAAGUACUGGAGAUUGUGGAACUUGGUAUUUCAGGAAGUAAAUCCAAGAACAGUGAGCAAGAGGUCAAAUACAAAGGAGAUAAGGAGCCAAACCCUGCAUCUAUGAGAGUAAAAGAUGCUGCUGAAGCCACUCUGACAUGUAUUAUGCAGUUGCUUGGUGCAUUUCCUUCACCCAGUGGUCCCGCCUCUCCUUGCAGUUUGGUAAAUGAGACCACUUUGAUUAAAUACUCCAGGCUGCCAACCAUUAACAAGCAUAGUUUCCGGUACUUCGUCUUGGAUAACAGUGUUAUUCUGGCAAUGCUGGAACAACCUCUUGGAAAUGAACAGAAUGAUUUUUUCCCCUCUGUCACUGUGCUGGUUCGGGGUAUGUCUGGAAGACUUGCUUGGGCUCAACAGCUUUGCCUUUUACCCAGAGGAGCAAAAGCAAAUCAAAAGCUUUUUGUGCCUGAACCUCGUCCAGUUCCUAAAAAUGAUGUUGGAUUCAAGUACACUGUGAAACAUCGACCAUUUCCAGAAGAGGUGGAUAAGAUUCCUUUUGUGAAAGCAGAUUUAAGCAUUCCAGAUUUGCAUGAAAUCAUCACUGAAGAAUUAGAAGAGAAGCAUGAAACAUUACGGAAUGGCAUGGCUCAACAGAUUGCUUAUGAAAUACGCCUUGAGCAACAAAGUGAGCAGGAAUUUCAGAAGAGAAGUUUUCCUGAUCCAGUUACAGAUUGCAAGCCUCCACCUCCUGCCCAGGAAUUCCAAACAGCACGUCUUUUCCUUUCUCAUUUUGGAUUUUUGUCAUUAGAAGCACUGAAGGAACCUGCAAAUAGUCGACUACCUCCUCACCUUAUUGCACUUGACUCCACAAUACCCGGAUUUUUCGAUGAUGUUGGAUAUCUGGAUCUUUUGCCGUGUCGUCCCUUUGACACAGUUUUUAUUUUCUAUAUGAAGCCAGGUCAGAAAACAAACCAAGAGAUUUUAAAGAAUGUGGAGUCUUCUAGAAGUGUUCAGCCACAUUUUCUAGAAUUUUUGCUCUCCCUUGGCUGGUCAGUAGAUGUUGGCAAACACCCUGGUUGGACUGGGCAUGUUUCUACCAGUUGGUCUAUCAAUAGUUGCAAUGAUGGUGCAGGACCCGAACAAGAAGAAGUGAUUUCUUCAGAAGAUAUUGGAGCUAGCAUUUUCAAUGGACAGAAGAAGGUGCUGUAUUAUGCUGAUGCCCUUACAGAAAUAGCUUUUGUGGUUCCUUCUCCUAUGGAAUCAUUAACUGAUUCAUUAGAAAGCAACAUCUCAGAUCAAGAGAGUGAUUCAAAUAUGGAUCUUAUGACUGGAAUUCUGAAACAGCCAACACUGACUCUUGAACUUUUCCCCAAUCACACAGACAAUCUUAAUUCUUCACAGAAGCUCAGUCCCAGUUCCAGAAUGAAGAAGCUGCCUCAGGGUCGUCCUGUGCCUCCCCUCGGACCUGAAACAAGAGUUUCUGUAGUCUGGGUGGAACGCUAUGAUGAUAUAGAAAACUUUCCCCUCUCAGACCUGAUGACAGAGAUCAGUACCGGAGUAGAAACCACUGCAAAUAGUAGCACUUCUUUGAGAUCUACGACUCUUGAAAAAGAAAUUCCUAUCAUCUUCAUCCAUCCUUUAAACACUGGAUUAUUCCGGAUAAAAAUUCAAGGAGUCACUGGAAAAUUUAAUAUGGUCAUUCCUCUUGUGGAUGGGAUGAUAGUCAGCAGGCGAGCACUUGGCUUUUUGGUGAGACAAACUGUCAUUAAUAUUUGUAGAAGAAAGAGACUGGAAAGUGAUUCCUACAGCCCACCGCAUGUCCGCCGGAAACAGAAAAUCACUGACAUAGUCAACAAGUACCGGAACAAACAGUUGGAGCCAGAGUUUUAUACUUCACUUUUUCAGGAGGUUGGACUCAAGAACUGCAGUUCUUAGGCCUCUGUUCAUCAAGGACUGUUGGACUUAUUUGGGGCUAUAAUAUCAAAGCAAAACAAUUUGAUAGGUGAUCACUGUAAAAAUAAAAGCAAAUCACUCCCCCAA